CAAAUUGUUUGAAUACAUGUGUACCUCGUGCAAAUAAAAGGGUUUAUUUGAAAUAAUUGAACUGCGAUAUGAUAUUAAAUUAAUAAUUGUAGCAGUCAUAAAAUGUCUGGUUAUUUAGAGGUGAAGUAUCCGUUUAAAUCGAAUCUCGGAUUGAAUCCUUUCAAGUCAUGGAAGAGACAAUGGUGUAUUCUUCGGCCAAGUCCGAUGAGUGCUGGCGGUGGUUCGCUGGCGGUGUACUGUAGUGAGGCCGGGUCUCCUGCGGGGACGGUUGAACUACGUUCUGGUUGUAUCGUGAAACGUGCGAAAUCUCGUACGCGACCUCAUGCAUUCGCCGUGUUUUCCAUCGAGGAGCCGUGCAAGCCUCGGAUCUUAUUGGCGGCACAGAGCCUCCAGGAAGCUCAGCAUUGGAUGGAUAAAAUCCGAGACUUAUUAAACGGCGACAAGCUACUAGGCACAGAAUCAUUGCUUAAAGAUUCUUAUUCAGUGACAAUCAUACCCACCGAAUUGUCGCGUAAAUGUGUUAUAAGUGGUGACAACAUUGUAACAUUAUCGUCGACGGGUCUGUUGGUUUCUCGUCCACAAACCACAGGCAUGAUGAUACGUUGGCAACAUAUUACUGAUGUUGUCCAGACCAGAGAAAAUGGAGACAAGAGCAAAAUUUGUGUGCUCAGUAUCGAUAGUGGUUUCAGCGGUGGCGGGGAGAUGAAGUUCAGCAGCAUGCUGGCGGGCGAGCUGGCGGGCGAGCUGGCGGGCGCGGUGCGGCAGGCGCUGCGGGAGCGCGCGCGCGCCGCGCCGCUCAGCCGCAGCCAGCCCGACCUCGGCGCGUGUCAGGACAUGGGUGAAUUGCGUCGCAGCAGCUGGUAUAGCGGACCGUCUGAGGUGUCCUUAGAUGACACGGAUCUCAUCUUGUCUAAGGAGGCGCGCCGCCUGCCGAGCGGGCCGCUGUCGCGCACGCGCGCGCGCCGCCUGCUGCGCGCCUCGCUCGCCGACCUCGUCUCCUUCGACGACGGCAUGGCCGACCGUCGGUCGCUGGCGUCCGUGUCGUCCGGAGUGUACGAGGAGAUCACGGAGGAGGCGGCGCCGCGGGAGGAACACACUUACGAGUCGGUGGCGGACUGCGUGUACGCCACGUGGCGCCGCACCGGCAAGCGGCACCCGCCCCCCCUGCCGCCGCGCACGCCCGCCCUCACGACGAAGCUGGGCGAGGGGUGGGGCUGCGCCGGCGACGGCGUCACGCGGCACUCGUCGCUGGGCUCGCUGCACCACAAGCCCGCCCGGCCCGCCAAGCCCUUCAGCGUGUUCAGAAAAAGACUUAAAAGUGACUCCCGGAUAGCGACGUCACCGAAAUCCGAAACGGCAAAGGAGAAGGACGUCGAGACGAAAAAGAAAAAGUUCGACUUCACGCCGACGCGGGACAUAUUCAAGAGCUUCAAAGUGAGUCGGAAGAUGAAGAACCUCAAAAUCACCUCGGGAGGACUCACCAAGGGCGAGACGAAGAGCUGCGAGUUCCUCGACGAGACGCAGCACGUGAGCGCCAACCGCUGCUCCAAGUCCGUCGAGUGCCUGGACGGCGGCGACGGCUUCGACGAGUUCGACGGGCAGCUGGCGCUCGUGCCGCAGCAGCUGGUGCAGCUCAUCCUGCGGGCGCCCGAGCGGGGCCCGUGCGAGAGCGAGUACAUGCCCAUGUCGCCUAUCGUGCCGGCGCCCUGCGAGCACCACUACAUGGUCAUGUCGCCGCGCACCAACCUCGCCUGAACGCCACUCUAGUCCCGCAGGGCUCCGCCGGGGCUGCCGGCUAUGUGAUAUUAUUUUGAUGGUUAAGUUAGUAUGAGUACGCUAGUUGAUUUGACGUGGCUUUCGUCAGAAGUCUUAGUAUUACAUUUAUCCGUCCAGGAUGGACCGUAGUCUUGAGUUGUGAGGGCGGCCGAUGGGUUUAAUGAAAUAAAUUCAUAGUCACUUCAGAAAUAUUUAAAACAGAAUUCAUACUGACCAUUAAAAAGCAAACAAGUAGUAAAAAGCACAGUAUUAAAGGCAGUUUGCAAAUAUUUUUAUAAAGACUAAAUAACAGAGCAUUCAUUGUGUGAGAAAUAGGACAAUUUUCACUUUAUUUUCAGAUAAGUAUUAAUUACAAAUAAUGGAAAGUUGAUUAAGGGAACAGCUAUUAAUGUUUGUAAUACAAAUGACGUUGAUGCGGGGGUCCACUUUGGUUUGGCUAUUUGUAUCAUGAGGAUAUCACACUGUUUUAAUUUACAUUUAUAUGCUAUAAUGCCACUUCUAUAUAGGCGAUUUCUUUCCUUAAAAGUUGAUUUUUUUUAUA
Messenger RNA from Nymphalis io (European peacock), 2317 nucleotides. RefSeq lists its product as uncharacterized. The transcript has 9 exons. Bases 103 to 1755 code for a protein of 550 amino acids. NCBI's taxonomy places the organism in Eukaryota, Metazoa, Arthropoda, Insecta, Lepidoptera, Nymphalidae. The record is from RefSeq and is a predicted model, not a curated record.